AUGGGGUUGCUCACAUUCCCCAAGGUGUAUAACACCUACUUUGUCGCAAUUAUUGCGACAGUCGGUGGCAUGCUGUUUGGCUUCGAUAUCUCUUCGAUGUCAGCUAUCAUCGGCACCAGCCAGUAUAUCGAUUACUUCCACAACCCUCACGGAGUUCGACAGGGUGCGAUUAACUCCGCUCUCGCCGCUGGCUCGGUCGUCGGCUCGCUGAUGGCUGGCCCGAUCUCCGACAAAAUUGGUCGCCGAGACUCGAUCUUCUUUGCGUGUCUAUGGUGGCUGAUCGGAACCGCGGUGCAGGCCGGCGUGAAUGGCUUCGGGUCGCUGAUGGCCGGCCGCAUUUUGAACGGCGUCUGUGUGGGCAUUACAUCCUCGCAAGUGCCCGUGUAUCUGGCGGAAAUCACCAAGAAAGAGAAGCGCGGCUCGAUCAUCGUUAUCCAGCAACUGGCAAUCGAAUGGGGUAUUUUUAUCAUGUUCUUCACUGGCUAUGGCUGCUCCUUCAUUCCGGGAGCUGCGUCGUUCCGUCUUGCCUGGGGGUUGCAGUUUGUUCCAUGUCUCGUGUUAAUGACCGGUCUGCCCUUCUUGCCUCGCUCGCCUCGCUGGCUUGCCAAAGUGGAUCGAACAGAAGAAGCGAUCACGACUCUGGCUCGCAUUCAGGCCAAGGGAAACAUCGAUGAUCCUCUCGUCGUUGCUGAGUGGGAGGAAAUCACCACCGUCUUGGCUGCGGAGCGUGCCGCUGCUCCGGGCUGGCGCAAGUUCUUCCACAACGGAAUGUGGCGACGUACUAUGGCCGGCUUCACGGUCCAGGCGUGGCAGCAGCUCUCGGGUGCGAAUGUCAUGACAUACUAUGUUGUUUAUGUGUUCCAGAUGGCCAACAUGACCGGCAACAUCCUUCUGAUCUCGUCCGGCAUUCAAUACGCCCUCUUCAUUAUUUUCACAUCCAUCAUUUUCUUCUAUAUUGACAAGACCGGUCGUCGCACCCUGUUCAUGUACGGUGCCAUCGGCAUGGCCUUAUGCCAUUUCGUGGUCGGCGGAGUCCUGUCCGCUGGAGAAUAUGUGCCUGAUGGCGUGGAUGGCAAUCUCAAUGUCCUGAUUAGGGUCACCGGAUCCAAGGCCCACACUGUCAUUGCUUUCAGCUACUUUCUGAUCAUUGUCUACGCGCUCACCCUCGCGCCCGUCGCUUGGGUCUACGCAGCAGAAGUUUGGUCUUUGGAAACCCGCGCUGUGGGCAUGAGUAUCUCCGCCGUUGGAAACUGGCUUUUCAACUUUGCUCUCGGUCUCUUCGUUCCACCUGGCUUUGCCAACAUCACCUGGAAACUCUUUAUUGUCUUCGGGGUUCUCUGCAUCGGCGCCGCUGUGCAGGUCUUCUUCACGUACCCUGAAACUUGCGGCAAGACUAUUGAGGAGGUCGAGGAGCUGUUCAGUGACAAUGGGCCGAAGCCGUGGCAUACCAAGCCUGGAAACUCCAAACUGGAUGGUCUCAUCCAAGAAGCCCGCGAGAAGACUCUACACGCCAAGGAUGUUGUCGGAGAGACCGUGCACCACGAGAGUGUGGGUACGGAUGUGUUGUCUAAUCAGACUGUCGAGAAGCCGAUUGCCAACACUCAGGAUGUGUAG
Penicillium alfredii is the source of this 1614-nucleotide messenger RNA. RefSeq lists its product as uncharacterized. Gene Ontology annotation, molecular function: carbohydrate:proton symporter activity. Gene Ontology annotation, cellular component: membrane. Lineage: Eukaryota; Fungi; Ascomycota; Eurotiomycetes; Eurotiales; Aspergillaceae. Gene Ontology annotation, biological process: transmembrane transport; carbohydrate transport. Bases 1 to 1614 code for a protein of 537 amino acids. The transcript is spliced from 4 exons. The record is from RefSeq and is a predicted model, not a curated record.